This is a messenger RNA of Plasmopara halstedii, 273 nucleotides long. RefSeq lists its product as uncharacterized. Bases 1 to 273 code for a protein of 90 amino acids. The record is from RefSeq and is a predicted model, not a curated record. The transcript is spliced from 2 exons. NCBI's taxonomy places the organism in Eukaryota, Oomycota, Peronosporomycetes, Peronosporales, Peronosporaceae.
AUGAUGGGUUCCGCUUGGUACUGCUCUUCGGAAGAUUUUUGGCUCCAGGCGGUCGACCUCGGCAUCUUUUGUUAUUUUGUGGAGAAGCAAAAGUUGCUUGCCAAGAGCGUCCCAAGCUGUGGUCGUAUCUUGGUCAUCCAUCUGAUCGUCCAAGGCAGCUGCAUGUCAUUCGAGGUGCCACUGCCUAUCGAAGUCAUCUGUGACCAGGAUGCCAGACGAGUUGAUGAUCUUCUGGAUUUUAUGGGAGCAGGGAAUCCCCAUCGUCGCCGUUAA